AUGCUUACAGCAAACGGAAUAUUUGCACGUUUUACUGCCAUGUCGGCACAUCUUUCUAUACUCAUUAUGAUAUUCAAGGAACGAAGUCAAUAUGUUGAUUUUUGUGGUAUUCCAAAUGAUGGACAACGCAAACUGACUGAUGAUCGAUUUAUUAUUGCGUUAUCUUUUUCAAUUGUAUUACUUAUUAUUGAACUAAUUAUAUUUUCACUUGGACCAAGUUUACUUCGAAAUAAAGUUACAUUUGCAACUACAUUACUUCAUUCAACUGGUGCCAUUUCACUUUCUUUGAUGGUUUUUACACGUUGGUGUAGUGUUUCGUUUUGGCCUGUCUUUGCUAUAUGUAGUAUAAUACCAUUUUUCAUUGAAAUUAUCAAUGCAAUUGGAUAUAAUAUAUCUAAUUAA
Messenger RNA from Rotaria sp. Silwood2, 402 nucleotides. The record is from the annotation of a GenBank genome assembly. Lineage: Eukaryota; Metazoa; Rotifera; Eurotatoria; Philodinida; Philodinidae.